GUGUGUGUUGCAUCCAGAAUUUUUGUUAGAAAUAAUAAAUCCGAAGGCGGAAUUAAGAUUUUUAGAGGAGUUUGUUAUUCCCCAUGUUAUUAUUAUUGAUCAAUUUAAUUUGUUAAUUGUAAAAUUACUUUUACAAUUAUGAUGAGUGACGAUGAUCGCGACAUUGAUAUCGAAAGUGAUGCUGAGAACGAUUCAGAUUCACGGCAACACGCCAGAAAUAAUCUAGGCAAUGGAGGUUAUUACUCACAGGCUGAAAAGCGGGCGCACCAUAAUGCACUAGAGCGGAAAAGAAGGGAUCAUAUUAAAGACAGCUUUACAUCGCUAAGAGACUCGGUACCAGCACUUCAAGGUGAAAAAGUGGCAAGCAGAGCACAAAUAUUGAAAAAAGCUGCAGAAUACAUUCUUUUUAUGAGGAGAAAAAACAAUUCCCAUCAGCAAGAUAUUGAAGACCUUAAAAGACAAAAUAGUUUACUAGAAGCACAAAUAAGAGCAUUAGAAAAGGCGAGAGCUACCGGUAACUAUAUGGAUGCACAUGAACUAGGACUCGGCAUCAAAUCCGAAGGUAGCUCACAUGACACAGACAGUUCUGAUGGCGAAGGGACAACGAGAAGAGUGAAGAAACUCAAAAUAAACGGUGUCAACAUAUAAUAUAACUAUAUACAAUAAGUGUUGUGAAAUUAUAGUGUUCUCUCCAGCAAGCAUUACAAGUAUGUAUGUAAUGUUAUAAGCAAUUUUAAUUACAGAUCUAUUUUUGCUAAACGGACAUUUUUUGUCUUGAAAUGUUGAUGUUAGAAUAACAGAAUGUUUUUGGGAUUACUUAGAGUUAGUUAUUGUUUCUUUGCAAUAAUAUAUUUUUGUUAUUUUUGUAAAAAUUGUAUGAACAGCUGUAAACAUUUUAAGUAUUUUUAGUGUUUUUAGUGUUAGCGUGAAGCUAUACCAUAAUACUUAGAAAGUAAGUUUGUGUAACGUUACACUAUGUGAUAAGUACUUGGAUAUAACAAACUAUAAAAUGCAAUAGAUUACAUUCAAGUUAAUAAGUUUUGGGCAUUUUUAUUGUGAUUGAUUGAUUGAUUGUCUUCGUGAGUUUGGUUGCAUAGUGUGAAUCUAAGUCUUGGCAAUGGAACAAGGGGUUGCUAGUACGAUCCUGAUUUUGUACUUAAGUCCGGAUGCUAAGCAGGAAGAAUUUCGAUCGUUAAACUGUCCUUGUCACGUAAAUAUAAUGUGUCUUGCUUCUGUGCGAAAACAGAGACAGGUUAUAAUCGUUGCUUGCUUGCCCUCCGGAUUUUAGUUCUUGAUGAAUUUCUCCAUCUGUAUUGUAUUUAAUGCAUACAUAAGUGAAGGUAAUAGAAAUCAAUAUAGUCAAACCUUGAUAUGCAAGUCAGAAAGUCAUAAUAAUUUCUUUGUCAUCUCCAAAGAUCUGGGAGUACAUGAAAAAAAUUACUCACUAAAAGAAUCGCUUUUAAAACUCAUGAGGAUUAUCGAGAUAGAUAUGAUGUAUCCAACUUGUGCUGUCUGUUAUAGAUUUAUCUCAGUUUUUCACGUUUUGACUAUAUUAAUUUCUAUGGGCCAAUAAAUAUGUCAGCCAUGGCAAUUAAUUAUCAUGUCUCCAUUUCUCGGAUGAACUCUAUUCAGGUAUAUCGUUAUUGUGCGUGAAUGUGAUCACCUACCAGCAUUUUAAGCCCCAAACUGGCCCAUUAAUAAGUAAAAUUGAGUCAUAACUGUGUAACUAUAAAGAUCAAACCUGGGUGAAGAUAACUUCAUGCCAUAACGUUAAAAACUACAGCAAAAUAUUAGAAAUAAAAAAAAAUAUGUGUUAAGAUGUUAUAGAAUUAUUUUAUAGAUAAAAAUAUUUGUACAAAUCUUUGUUUUAAUAUUAAUUGGUUAUCUGUGGAUAAAUCUUUGCGGGGUCACUGAACUCAUGUGUUUACCUGCUGUGUGUCAAUCAAAAAUUAUGUGUAUGUAAUUACAUUCAGGCAAACAAUAUUUUUGUUUUAUUGUCAAACCACUCUACUAAUAAUAAAUGGUAUAACUACCUGCAUUUUUUUAA
This is a messenger RNA of Leptidea sinapis, 2047 nucleotides long. RefSeq names its product protein max (gene Max). NCBI's taxonomy places the organism in Eukaryota, Metazoa, Arthropoda, Insecta, Lepidoptera, Pieridae. Bases 139 to 648 code for a protein of 169 amino acids. The transcript has 5 exons. Gene Ontology annotation, biological process: positive regulation of transcription by RNA polymerase II. Gene Ontology annotation, cellular component: RNA polymerase II transcription regulator complex. The record is from RefSeq and is a predicted model, not a curated record. Gene Ontology annotation, molecular function: protein dimerization activity; DNA-binding transcription factor activity.